UAGUUCGUGCCCAAAUGUGUUUCACAUGCGACUAAAAAAAGUUCAAGGACACUCGGCACUAGAAAAACAACGAAUAAUUAAGGAUGUCUGGUGCAGCAAAGGCUGCUAGAUAUGGAACGAAGGCGAGAUUUUCGCAAAAUUCAAUUUUAGUUACAGGAAUGAAGUGGUAUACUAGCAGAUAUUGUGUGCAACGGUAUUUUCAAAAGUUUGGAAGUGUAAAAGGUGUAUUUGUACUAAUGGAUAGGUACAGAGGAGUAGGCACUGGAAAAUGUCUAGUCAAGUUUGAUGAUAGGGAAACAAUAAAUAACGUGUUUGAUGCCAGUCCUCAUAUGAUAGACGAGAAAGAUGUCAGUAUAACAGUUUCAGAUGAACCGAGUAAGCCUUCAUGAAUGAGAAGAAAUGUGCACCAAGCAAGAGAGAAAGUAUACAGGAAACAUAGGUUGAAUUCUCAUUGUGGAGUUAAUUCACAUAGUGGAAAGCAUUUAUUGUUUUAUCACUGGACCAGUAAUAAACUUCCACAAUAAACUAUUUCUUCAAAAGGAUGUUUACUGUUUUAAAUAUGUAUGUUGAUAGUUUUAUAAAUAAUAAAGUUACUGUGAUGA
Molecule: messenger RNA, 602 nt
Organism: Ruditapes philippinarum (Manila clam)
Lineage: Eukaryota; Metazoa; Mollusca; Bivalvia; Venerida; Veneridae
Product: heterogeneous nuclear ribonucleoprotein A3-like
Exons: 5
Coding region: 84-389 (101 amino acids)
Molecular function (GO): RNA binding
Source: RefSeq, a predicted model, not a curated record